Molecule: messenger RNA, 2061 nt
Organism: Theobroma cacao (cacao)
Lineage: Eukaryota; Viridiplantae; Streptophyta; Magnoliopsida; Malvales; Malvaceae
Source: RefSeq, a predicted model, not a curated record
AUGUUUGUUUUCUGGAACCAAUUUCUACAUUUUCUGCGAACCCAAUUCGGCAACUCCCUCUCUACGUCUAGAAGGAAGGCCUUUUUAUCUUUCCUGUUUUCUAUCUUUCAGCUCUUUCUGACCGUUCAGGACUAUCGUAAAGUUAGAGAUGGUCAGACAUCUUGUAAGUUUCUUGUUCUUUGUGUUUCAUCCUUUGGCAAAAUAGGAAUUGAGAUCCUUUUGGUUUUACUUAAUUUAGUUGCUGGCCUAGAUUUACUUCUAGGUUUUCUAGAAGUCAAGUUUGGCGACGUCCUCUCUAGAUUUAAAAAGAACUUUAUACCUUCACUGCUUUUGAUCGUUUCGGGGUUUCUCCCGCUGUUACUGGUGCUGUUUGGAGUUACAAAUGAUCGGAUAGCUACUUUCACCGGCUACUUUUGGUCCGCCUGCAAAGAUUGUAAAUCUCCUUGUGUUUCAUUCUUUUGCACCGACGUAAUUCAAAACCUUCCCUUUGUAAUUAGUGUAUUAGUUCUUCUGCUACAGACACACAACGAGGACUUCCAUAGAUUAUUUCAACCGCAACUUAAAUUUUGCCGAUCAAGAGCUAAUUUUGCCAAACUUCCUGAUGAUGUCAUUUUAAACAUCAGUAAUCGGUUAACAUCUUCUGAAGAUUUGGUCGCAUUCGUAGGGGUCUAUCGUUCAUGGCGUUCUGCUUGUUUAAACAGGCGCUGCGGACCACGCCAUCAGUUUCCACGGCUCAUGCUUUCUGAUAGAGAGAACAGGUCCACCAAAAGUUUUUAUAGUGUUGGCCGGAACAAGAUUUAUGAACUAGAGCUACCCCAGGCUUGUGGAAAGCGAUGUCAUGGUUCUAAUCAUGGCUGGAUUGUGACUAUGGAUCCUGAUCUACGAGCCCACCUUUUACACCCGCUGUCGCAAGCUCAACUCAGCCUUCCAAAAUUAAACACCAUUCGGAAUCCAAUAGGUGUGCUUGUGCCCGUUGAUCCCUUUCGUUUCAUUCACAAAUGCAUUCUACUCAAGACCUCCCCUUCCCAGGAUGAGUUUCUUGUUAUGGUGAUAUUUGGGCCAAAGCAUAGGUUGGCUUUUGCUAAACCUGGAUCUGUUGGAUGGACGACCGUUGUGGGUGCGGAUGGUUUCAAAGAUAUUCUUCUUUUCAAGGGCCAAAUCCAUGCCAUUUGUGGUGAAGGAAGGCUUCUGCGCUUUAGAUCUGAUGAUCCUGAAUCAACACAUAGGAUUAUUGCCUAUCCUCCUGAAGGUGUCUUCAGAGAUGAAAGAAUAUAUCUUCUGGAGUCAUCAGGAGAACUUUUGGGCGUUUUCCGAUUUUCAUCCAGCACUCCUUUUGAGAAGAGGUAUGACACAAAAAGGUUCUUCGUCUACAUGCUCGACUCCGACAACGAUGGCAAUCUAGGGACUUGGCUGAGAUUAAACCACUUGGGGGAUCGGGCAUUAUUCGUUGGAGAGGGCAAUUCUUGGUCCGUUUGUACUGCCAAUAUCCUCAAUUGCAGAAGCAACUGUAUAUACUUCACAGAUGACAAUUGGGAUCAAAAGGUGAGAGGAGAAGAACAGACGUUAGUAGGCCCUGACAUUGGUGUAUUUGACAUGGUGAGCAAGAAAAUCGAACGUCUGGAAUUGGGUCCACACUCUCCUUGUUAUCAUUCCAGGUCCGUAUGGUUUACUCCUAGUCUCCUACCUUACAAGAACUACCAAGCUUGAGGAGUACUGCCAGGUAUGAAUGGGAAAACUUGGAAAUUGUGGCCUGCAAAACAGAAUAUGAGACAUUAGUUUGCCCGAUUGCUGAUGCGGAAACAUGGGAUAUGUUGAGUCAUUUGUGGUCUGAUGAAUCUGAUGCAAUAUUUUUCCUUUGGGAUUCUUUUCUUUUUUUGGAUUGCUGAUGCAGAAACAUGGGAUAUGCUGUGUCAUUUGUGGUCUGAUGAAUCUGAUGCAACAUUUUUUCGUUGGGAUUCUUUUUUUUUUUUUGAAAGUUAGAGUUUUUUUUGAGUUUCCGACUAUGGUAACCGAUGAUCAAACCCAGCCAUUAAGAUUUACAAGCUGUUUAUCAUUUCAACA